UAUUUCUGCAAAUGCAUAGUAUACAGAACCGUUAAUACUGCUUUCACUUUCAACGGCAUCAAGGAAGUUAAUUUGACAGCGUAUGUGUAUGUUUGAGUGAUUAACUUAAAAGAUCCGUCAUAGAGCUAGCUAGCACGUUCAGUUUGCUGUAGGCCUAUAUAUAGCCAACGUUAGCUAGGUCACUAUCGGUAUUGUUUAGAGAGUCAUGUAUUUUGGGUUCUAUGGAAACGGGGGGGUGGGGGUGUCAAAAUGUAAUCUUGCCCAGAGCGCAAAAAACUCUCUAAAAAAAAAAGAACUGGGCCUGAUUUUAGGAUUCACACAGUGGCAGGAAAUGUCACUCAUGCAGUACACCGUUGAAAAAAAAAUAGUGUUAGCUGAGAAAGGAGCAAAUACUUCACACUUCCACACAGGCAGUUUGCAUCAGUGUAACAGAAUCAUCUGUGAAUUCAUUUUGUGGAGUUUAAAACAAUGAAAACCAUGCUGGUCUGUGUCUGGCUAGUCAGCAGUUUGAUUCACAUGAUCUCAGGCUGUUCUCUAUCUGCACCCAAAGAGGUCACUGGAUACACAAGAGACUCCGUGGUCUUGCCUUGCUACUGCACUGAGGGACAACCAACACCGAACACUGCCAGAUGGCUUAUUAAUCUAAGUCAUUCCAGUAUCAUACUUUGGUCGUAUCCUAAUAAUGUGGACGACCAAUACAAAGACCGGGUGAUUAUUUCUGCCACCCCUGGAAACUUGUCUCUCCGACUCUCAGAUCUCACUCUGCGAGAUAAGGGUACAUACAGGUGUGAAGCAGAUGGGAAUUACAGAGACAUCAGUCUCACAGUGAAAGGCUGUGUUCUGUCUGAUUCUAAACUCAUACACAUCACUGGGUUCACAGGAGACUCAGUCGUCCUGCCCUGUGCCUGUACUGAUGUGCAGAAGAAACCGGAAAAGAUCAAAUGGAUUGUACGCCCAGGAGACCAACGCACUAUUAUAUUUUCACAAAGUCCUCCCAGUGUCAACGAUCGCUACAAACACAGAGUGCAGGUUUUGGACUCCAUUUCCCCUGGAAACUUGUCUCUCCAUCUCUCAGAUCUCACUCUGUCAGAUGAGGGAACAUACAGGUGUGAAGCAGAUGAUAAUUACCAAGACAUCAGUCUCACAGUGAAAGGCUGUGUUCUGUCUGAUUCUGAACCUAUACACAUCACUGGGCUCACAGGAAACUCAGUCGUCCUGCCCUGUGCCUGUACUGAUGUGCAGAAGAAACCGGAAAAGAUCAAAUGGCCUGCAUAUCUAAGAGGCCAACACACUGUUAUAUUUCCUCCGAGUGUCAACGAUCGCUACAAACACAGAGUGCAGGUGUUGGACUCCAUUUCUCCUGGAAACCUGUCUCUCCGUCUCUCAGAUCUCACUCUGUCAGAUGGGGGUACAUACUGGUGUGAAGCAGAUGGGAAUUACCGAAACAUCAGUCUCACAGUGAAAGGCUGUGUUCUGUCUGAUUCUGAACUCAUACACAUCACUGGGUUCACAGGAGACUCAGUCGUCCUGCCCUGUGCCUGUACUGAUGUGCAGAAGAAACCGGAAAAGAUCAAAUGGACUGCAUAUCUAAGAGGCCAACACACUAUUAUAUUUUCACAAAAUCCUCCCAGUGUCAACGAUCACUACAAACACAGAGUGCAGGUUUUGGACUCCAUUUCUCCUGGAAACCUGUCUCUCCGUCUCUCAGAUCUCACUCUGUCAGAUGAGGGAGAUUACAGGUGUGGAGCAGAUGGGAAUUACAGGGACAUCAAACUAACAGUGAAAGCAGGCUCUGUUCUGCCUGAAUCUGAACCCAUACACAUCACUGGGCGCACAGGAGACUCAGUCGUCCUGCCCUGUGCCUGUAUUGAUGUGCAGAGGAAACCUGAACGGGUCAAAUGGACUGCACAUCCAAGAGGCCAAAGCACUGUUAUAUUUCCACAAAGUCCUCCCGGUGUCAACGAUCGCUACAAACACAGAGUGCAGGUUUUGGACUCCGGAUCCCCUGGAAACCUGUCUCUCCGUCUCUCAGAUCUCACUCUGUCAGAUGAGGGUACAUACAGGUGUGAAGCAGAUGGGCAUUACCGAUACAUCAGACUCACAGUGAAAGGCUGUGUUCUGUCUGGUUCUAAACCCAUAGACAUCACUGGGUUCACAGGAGACUCAGUCAUCCUGCCCUGUGCCUGUACUGAUGUGCAGAGCAAACCGGAAAAGAUCAAAUGGACUGCACACAAAGGAGGCCAAAGCACUGUUAUAUUUCCUCCGAGUGUCAACGAUCGCUACAAACACAGAGUGCAGGUGUUGGACUCCAUUUCCCCUGGAAACCUGUCUCUCCGUCUCUCAGAUCUCACUCUGUCAGAUGAGGGAGAUUACAGGUGUGAAGCAGAUGGGCACUACAGAGACAUCAGACUCACAGUGAAAGGCUGUUCUCUAUCUGCACCCAAAGAGGUCACUGGGUACACAAGAGGCUCCGUGGUCCUGCCUUGCUACUGCACUGAGGGACAGCCAACAUUGAACUCUGCCAGAUGGGUUUUUAAUCCAGGUCCUUACGACACCACACUUUGGUCGUAUCUUAAUGCAGUGAACAACCACUACAAAGACCGGGUGUUUAUUUCUGCCACCCCAGGAAAUCUGACUCUCCGUCUCUCAGAUCUCACUCCUACAGAUGCGGGAUUAUACAGGUGUGAAGCAUCUGCAUACAUUUACAGAGACAUCAAACUCACAGUGAAAGAAGGCUGUGUUCUGUCUGAUUCUGAACCUAUACACAUCACCGGGCUCACAGGAGAAUCAGUCGUCCUGCCCUGUGGCUGUAUUGAUGUGCAGAGGAAACCUGAAUGGUUCAGAUGGACGACACACAAAGGAGGUCAAACCAUUGUUGUAUUUCCACAACUUCCUGCUAAUGGCGGUCACUACAAAGACAGAGUGCAGGUGUUGAACUCCAUUUCCCCUGGAAACAUGUCUCUCCGUCUCUCAGAUCUCACUCUGUCAGAUGGGGGUACAUACAGGUGUGAAGCAGAUGGGAAUUACAGAAACAUCAGUCUCACAGUUAUACAUAGAUUUGACCAGUUGUGUUUAAAGGUUUAAAUGGGCUGUGGGAACUCUUCAAAUGACAACAUUCUAUGGGUGGGACAUAUUUGGCUGUGGUGCUGUAGGUGAAUUGAGAUUUUCUGGGCCUUUCCCAGUUAUAUUUUACAAGAGUAUUGAAUAGAACAGCAACAUAUACACAUUUUCUAUUGAUUAUUUACCCACAAUAAACAUGCAAAAAUGAGUUUUACUUCCAAAAUAAUCUCAGACAUCAGCAUAGCGUGGAGAUAAGAGCAUGAACCCUGAGCCGACCAGAGGAGGAUGGGUUUCUCCCUUGAGCCUGGUUCCUUCCGAGGUAUCUGCCACAGGGAGUUUUUCCUUGCCACUGUUGCUUUAGGCUUGCUCCUGUAGGGGUUUAGGCCAGGGUUGUCUGUAAAGUGAAUUGUGACAAUUGUGGUGAAAUGCGCUAUGUAUGGAAAUAUCAUUGAUUGAUUGAUUGAACUGGGUUGGUUGUCAUUUGAGGUGUGAAUGUGUGCCUCUGUGUGUGAGUGUGGGUCUGCGUGUGUGUGCGUGUGUGUGUGUGUGUGUCAGAGGGAGUAUCAAUCCCCCUCCCUCCUCUUCUCUUUCACUAGAUAAAAUAUGCAGCUUUCUUUUAGUAGUCAGUUUUGAAAACUUGGAAGUUUUGUAACUGUUAGUUAGAAUUGGGCAUUUGAGUCCCUCAUCUAGGCCUGGCGGUCUACAUUUCAAUUGUGUUAUUUUUGAAAUAUUCUACUGUCUUUUGGUUUUUGAAUUUUUGGCUUGGCCCAGCUUGGAUUACUUUGUAACAAAUAAACUAUGGAUUGGUGUCUUCUUUCAUUAA
Messenger RNA from Anguilla rostrata (American eel), 3883 nucleotides. RefSeq names its product muscle M-line assembly protein unc-89-like. The transcript has 9 exons. Gene Ontology annotation, biological process: positive regulation of T cell proliferation; T cell costimulation; negative regulation of T cell proliferation. The coding region runs from base 469 to 3084 and encodes 871 amino acids. Gene Ontology annotation, cellular component: external side of plasma membrane. Lineage: Eukaryota; Metazoa; Chordata; Actinopteri; Anguilliformes; Anguillidae. The record is from RefSeq and is a predicted model, not a curated record.